This is a messenger RNA of Chaetomium strumarium, 921 nucleotides long. RefSeq lists its product as uncharacterized. Bases 1 to 921 code for a protein of 306 amino acids. The transcript is spliced from 11 exons. The record is from RefSeq and is a predicted model, not a curated record. NCBI's taxonomy places the organism in Eukaryota, Fungi, Ascomycota, Sordariomycetes, Sordariales, Chaetomiaceae.
AUGUCCGAGUUGUCUGACAGCCGCUACGAGAAGUCUGAGCCAGGCCAGGGCAAGACGGUGCAAUCAUUUCACACGCGGCCCGAUGAAAUCCGUGGCUUCUUCGCCAAGUACUUCGCCGACUGUCUGGGCCUCGUAGAGCUACAGUCGACCGAAGGGAUUCUUGGCGGCGGUCUCGACCCGACACUGGCCAAGUUGAGCGACGAGGUUGUGCAAGCCUGGGCCGACCUCCUCUUUGAACGACUCGAAACGUACUAUGGUUUAGUUCUGACCAUAAGAGGAGGGAAGGGAUUCCUAGAAUUGAGUUGGAGAGUGUCCUUGCACCUUGGUGGGCUUUGGGACUUUGGGACUUUGGGCUAUGUCCGGCAGCCACUCGAUCCGUUGACGCAUCAGCUGGCCCGAUUCGCCAUGGCCGGGCUCAAAUCCUGGGAGCUAGUAGCCGGCGGAUCUUCCGGGAGACGGACCUCUUACGCCUCGCCAUUGACAGCAUAUGCCAUACGGGACAAAUUACUGCGUGAGCUCCUGCGUCAAUAUGUUAGAACACAAAGCUGCGGGUUCUGGCACCCGUUUUCGGAAAGAUUGUCAUUGGACGCCAGUUUUGUCACACAAAGAAAGCCCCAAAUGGAAGCGGUAAUAGGCACGUCCAGUUUCAUCCCGCUCACCACCAACAUGCUCUUUGCCCUGCACAUCUUCACACCUGCUGACGUGCACCUUCUCUCACGGCCUUUUCAGAAAUCAUCGUGUUUCAGCCUGUUGACUCAGCUUUGGCACCGACAACCAUCUGUGGUCUGUCGGAGACGGGGAUAUGGUUGGCUGUUGGCCCGUCCGUCCGGUAUGGAUGACGAGGUGGUCUUGAUGGUGAAGCUUGUCCCUGACGAGGUCAAGAUCCCGCUUACUUCGGACAUAAGAUUUUGCGAAUACUAG